GCUAAAAAUACCUAUGCUGUAAGCACAAGCAGUUAGCAUUUUGCACCAAAGUUUUGUAGUUGCAGGAUUUUUUGACAAGACUCUUAAUUUUAGUCCGUAUUAAAUUUUUUAUUUUAUCUUUUAUUUAUAUCCAUCCUGGUAUUAUUUCAAAGAAUGGAGGACGGUGACUUUGAUCAGCGCUUAAGAGAUUUACAAAGGGAAUAUUUGGAGUUUUUAGAUGACGAAGAAGAUCAAGGAAUUUAUAUGGAAAAAGUAAAACAAAUGAUAAGUGACAAGGGUAAGCGGCUUGUUGUAAAUAUAAAUGAUUUAAGGAGAAAAAGUCCUGAGAGAGCCAGAAAUUUACUGGAGACUGCAUUUGAAGAACAAAUAGCAUUUCAACGAGCUUUAAAGGAAUAUGUCUCGUCAAUUGAUCCUACUUAUGCUAAAGAACAAGAAGAAUUUUUUGUCGCAUUUUCUGGAAGUUUUGGUACUAAGCAUGUAACACCAAGAAGCCUCACAUCAAGAUACUUGGGUAAUCUGAUAUGUGUUGAGGGUAUAGUCACAAGGGUGUCCUUAGUCAGACCUAAAGUGGUAAGAAGUGUACAUUAUUGUCCUGCAACAAAAAAGGUUAUGGAAAGGAAAUAUACCGAUCUGACAUCAUUUGAAGCUUUCCCUACCUCAGCUGUCUAUCCAACCAAGGAUGAUGAAGGUAAUCCUUUAGAAACUGAGUAUGGACUAUCACGCUACAAAGAUCACCAGACACUCACAGUACAGGAGAUGCCAGAGAAGGCACCUGCAGGACAGUUGCCGAGAAGUGUUGAUAUAGUGUGUGAUGAUGACCUGGUUGAUCAAUGUAAGCCAGGAGACAGAGUUCAAAUUGUGGGCAACUAUAGAUGUCUGCCAUCUAAGCAAGGGAGUUUCACAGCUGGAACUUUCAGAACAGUUCUUAUAGCCAACAAUAUAACACAAGUAAACCGCGAAAUGAAUCAGGGAAUAAUUCUAGAGGACAUAAAGCUAUGCAAGCGUCUUGCAAAGAGCAGUAAUAUAUUCGAGAGAAUGAGUAAAUCGUUGGCGCCAUCUAUUCAUGGACAUGACUUUAUCAAGCAAGCCAUAUUGUGUCAAUUGCUUGGUGGUAUGGAGAAGAUCUUGCCAAAUGGGACCAGACUAAGAGGUGAUAUAAACAUUCUCCUGAUUGGAGACCCAUCUGUGGCGAAGUCCCAGCUGCUGCGUUAUGUCCUGAUGACGGCGCCACGAGCUAUCACCACCACGGGCAGAGGCUCCUCUGGGGUCGGUCUCACUGCUGCUGUUACGACGGACCCUGAAACUGGUGACAGGAGGCUGGAAGCAGGCGCCAUGGUGCUGGCCGACCGCGGCGUGGUGUGCAUCGACGAGUUCGACAAGAUGUCGGACAUCGACCGCACGGCCAUCCACGAGGUCAUGGAGCAGGGCCGCGUCACCAUCGCCAAGGCGGGCGUGCACGCCGCUCUCAACGCACGCUGCUCUGUGCUCGCCGCGGCCAACCCGGUCUAUGGGCGGUACGACCAGUACAAAACACCCAUGGAGAACAUCGGGCUGCAAGACUCGUUGCUGUCCCGGUUCGACCUGCUGUUCGUGAUGUUGGACAUCGCAGACGCAGACCACGACAACAUGAUCUCCGAGCACGUGCUGCGGAUGCACAGAUACAGAAAUCCGAAAGAGCAAGACGGAGAAGUGCUGCCAAUGGGAUCCUUAGUAGACAUGUUGUCAACCGAAAACCCUGAUAAUGAUCAAGUCGAGGACACUCAAGAAUCGAUAUAUGAGAAAUACGACCCACUCCUCCACGGUAAGACCCGCAAGAAGAAGGAGCAAUACUUCAGCACCAAGUUUAUGAAGAAGUACCUGCACAUCGCCAAGUUGAUCAAGCCCAAGUUGAGCCAGGAGGCCUGUGACGUCAUCGCGGACGAGUACGCAAAGCUGAGGAACCAGGAUAUGAUGGAGAGCGAUGUUGCCAGGACUCAGCCAGUGACCGCGAGAACGUUGGAGACCCUGAUCCGGCUGGCGACGGCGCACGCCAAGUGCCGCCUCAGCUCACAGGUCACGGAGAACGACGCCAUGACAGCCAUCGAGCUGAUGCACUACGCUUACUUCAAGAAGGUGUUGACGAGAGAGAAGCGGCGCAAAAGACGCGCGUCGUCCGCAGACGAAGAUGAAAACGAGUCGGAGCAACCUUCACAACCCCGCCCUAAGAGGACGCGCAGAACUGACGGCACUGAAGACCCGUACGAGUUCUCGUCUGACGAGGAGGCGGCUCCCAUCCUGCGCGCGGCUCACUCGUCCGCGGUACAACCCUCGCUGACGAGUGGCGCCCUCACACCCAUACUGCCGGACAGAUUGACUAUUUUCAAAUCGUCGCUUCAACAGUUGUACCGUGACGAGCGAGCCAACUCGCUUCCUCUCGCACGGAUCACCGAAUACCUGAACGAGAAAUACGCCCACGAAAAAUUCAAUUCUGGUGAAAUCAACGCCGCGUUGAAUAUUAUGACCAAGGACAACCAGGUUAUGUUGGCUGACGACAUCGUAUUCUUGAUAUAACUAAUACGUUUUUUAAAUUCAUUGCGUCAUAUGACUUUUUAAGGAACACCAAUGACAGUCUAUACACAUAUAAGGACGUACCAUUCGCAGUCUGAUAGCGAAAGGGCAAAAGUGUUCUUAAAGACAAUGUAAGCACACUUUCUCCUUAGACGUAUAUCAACUGUCACUGUCCGAAUCGGGUUCUAAAUUCAACACACGUAAACUGAACUGAAUAAAUGUUUUACAUUGCUGCUUAUUCAUCAAGAAUGUUUUGAACAACUGGAGUAAAUUUGGUAAUGUAUAGAUGUAACGACUGCGAUUAUUUAAAUCGCCAUAUUAAAUAAUAGAGUCACUCACAGGAUUAAAAAAAUUAAUAAACAAACCGACUAAACUCUUGCUAUUAUCAUGUGCAUGGACUAUGACGCCAUAGUUCAUAACAACAAACAAACAAUUGGAGAAAAUAAAUUUUAAUGUCAUGCUUUUUUUGCUCUGAGUAUUGGAAUCAAAAUAUUUGAAUUAUGCAAAUUCUUUUUCACUUUAAAAAAUAUAUUGCUAAACCAAAAUAUUGCUGUAAGCAUGAAUUAUAUUUCAGUUACACAUAUUAAUAAAAAAAAAUGUGUGCAAUUCACAAGUAUUAGAAGUGAAACCUUAAAAAAUUUUAGCUUCGAGAUAAUGAGACAAAUGUAAACUUUCGGGAAGUUUCAAUUCAAAAUUUACUCUUUUGAUUAUAUUCGUAUACUUACCCUAUUAUAUAUAAUAACCCAUUCGGCUAAGAAACUCAAAAUUGAUGCUCUGCCGGUUAUAUUAUGUCUAAUCACUUUGUUUCUUUUUGCAUAUUGAUUCUGCAAUUGAUGAUUUAUUUAAGGAAUGUGUAAUAUUGUACCUAUCUUAUUUUUUUUGGUAAGUUUUGUUGAUUAUAAGUUUAUAUUAUUCGUGAUGCAGAUAAGCAACAGCUGAUAUAUAUAAAAUAUGAAUAUAUUUCAUUUGCCAUUAAUAUUGUAUCAUAUUGUUAUAGUAUAUCAGAUAUAUCUGAGUGUUAUCAAUCAGAUAUAGGUCAGCUUCGUAAUCCAUAAUUAUAUCAAUCAAAAAAUACAGGAUCAAAUAGAAAAGUAUUUGUUAAAGUGGAUGAUAUUAUAAAUUUAAAAAAAGCAGGCAAUGUGUCCUAAUUGGGACACAUUUUGACAGUGACAGUAAUGCCUGUUUACAAUUUCGCAGAAGUAACGAACUCUGCUCUCUUAGGGUCCGUUCACACAGACCGGCUCGGAGAGCAUCGGCCUGCUUUUUUCUUUUCACACAGACCGGGUCGUAUACGCUUGGAAUUGGCCGGAGCGGAGCCGCCAACUAUUUCACAUCGACCGGCUGGAAGAGAUCUGAAAGCGGGUGCGGUUGGAUGUGCUCGGAGCCGGUCGGAUGCGCUCGGAGUCGGGUGGAUACACUACAAAGGCAGUGCCAGUAUUCCGCGCAGUCUAAGUUUUGUUUUCGGUGUGUUAACGUGUGCUUUUCGAAACAUGGAUUUAGAUAGCUCCGACGAAGAAAUAUAUUUGUUAGCAAGAUUACUUGAAAUAGAACAUAGGAAACGUAAGCGCAAGCGGAAACAAAUAUGGGUAAAACAUAUUUGGAAAAACAGACUAAUCCAUGGGGAGUUUCACACCAUUUUCGAGGAAUUGAAGAGAGAUAGCCUAAAAUUUUAUGAGUAUUAUCGUAUGGAAUAUUGGCAAUUUUUGAAAUUGACAGAUUUGUUAAGAGUACAUAUAACAAAAAAGACUACAAAUUAUCGUUGCACCAUUACAGCCGAAGAAAGGUUAACGGUAACUUUAAGGUAAAUAAAAAACAAUUAUUUAUACUAAUCAUGUUAUUUAGAUCACAAAAUCACAGCCCUCCAUUUAUUAAGCAUUGUUUACGUUAAUGAAAUGUAAAUUACUUAUACUAAUCAUGUUAAAUAACACAAACAUCUAAAUAGAUCACAAAAUCACAGCCCUCCAUUUAUUAAGCAUUAUUUACGUUAAUGAAAUGUAAUUAAAUAGUACAGAUUUGUGUGUGUUUAAUUAUUAUUAUUAUAAUUAUUAUUGUUUUUGAUUGUUUAUUAUUUUGUAUUUUGUGUGCUGGUAUUGUACCCGUAAGUAGUCUGAUCUGGAUAGUUUUGAGGAAUAUAGGUUUCGUUUGACACUAGGUAAGUAGAUUGAUUAGUCGAUGGCGGUGAAUUUAUAGACAAAGAAUAAUUCAAAUCUGUACUAUUUUCAUACAGACUUAAUUCAGCUUCAUUAACAAUGUUAAACACGCGCCUUUUAAUUCGUGCUUGGACUUCUUUUGGGAAUGUUUCCACUGUAUCUGACAUAGACAAAAAAAAAUUACGUAAUGCCUUGUCACGGGGUGUAGUAUUUCUUUUUUCUUCAAGAUACUCUUCGAAAACCGUAGCAACAUCUUUGCUUAAGCGUGGUCUCUUUUUCGAGCCAGAAGUACUUGCAAGCGAUUCAACUUCAGAAUGGUCAGAACGUUUAGAUGAUGUCGAUGGUGGUGGUAUUGGUGUGCCAGGCUCUGAAUCAUCCGAUGAUAAUGUUACAUUAGAUAUUUGGUUUCGAUUGCGAAAAAAUGGUAUUAUAAAAGAAAGUUCUUUUUCAAAUUUUAUCAAUUUGGACGUAGUUGCACCAUCGCCACUCUUGCCUUUUCGGUUAUAAUAGGCUUUUCUGAAGUUAUCUCGCAGUUUCUUCCAACGAUCCUGGCACUGCGUCACUGGAAAGAACAGAAAUGAAAAAUUAAUAACAUAACUCUUUUUUAUUUUAUACUUCGUUUUGGUACGGCAGUCUUAUAUUUCUAUUUUGUGUGUUUGUUUUAUUUUUACAGAUUCCUCAUCACUGGUUGCAGUUUCAAAAACUUGUCAUUUAAUUUUCGAAUGGGAAUUUCUACAGUUCAUUCAAUUAUUCAUGAGACAAUCAGAGUAAUUUGUGAUGUUUUGAUGCCCAUAGUUAUGCAGAUGCCAGAUGAAGAAAUGUGGGAAAAGGUUUCACGUGAUUUCUUUAAUAUUUGGAAUUUUCCUAACUGUUUGGGCGCUAUAGACGGAAAGCAUGUCAAUAUACAGGCACCAGAUAAUAGUGGAAGCUUAUACUAUAAUUAUAAAAACUUUUUCAGUACAGUGUUACUAGCUGUGGUCGACGCGAAAUACAGUUUUUUAAUUGUUGAUGUCGGAUCAUAUGGUAAAAAUAGCGACGGCGGAAUUUUACAGAAUUCAAAAUUUUGGAAAAAACUCAACACCAAUAAGUUAAAGCUGCCCCCAAAUAAACCUCUACCUAGUACCACUGAAAGCUUACCACAUGUUUUUAUAGGAGACGAGGCAUUUCCUUUGAGCAAUAAUAUAUUGCGGCCGUAUCCAAGAGAACAAGCAAGAACAGAAUUAUCAAAAAAAGUAUUUAAUCUGCGUUUAAGCAGGGCAAGAAAAGUCGUAGAAUGUGCAUUUGGAAUGCUAACUCAAAGAUUUGAAAUUUAUCAAAAACGAAUGAAAAUUCAGCCGAAGUACUGUGAUUUAAUUAUAUUAGCAACUACAUGUUUACAUAAUUUUUUAAUAGAAAAUCGGACGCCAGGACAAGAGAAUGAAUUUCACAGCAAUAUAAAUUUAUUAACAGCAAUAACAGACAAUAAUAAUGAAAACAGUUCUAAUAGCGACGCAGUUCUAACCACAAGGAAUAAAUUUAAGGAUUAUUUUUCAUCAAGUGGUGCUUUAGAUUGGCAAGAUCAAGUGGCUACGCGAGUUUCUUAAGUUAUAUUUAAUAAAAAUUGUCUACUACAUAAGUAUAUUCUAACGAUCAGAUACUCAAACGAGUUUUUAAAGUAAGGGCGCAUUUAAACUCAUGUUAUUCCUAUUUUGACUUUGAAUCUAACACGUCGCAGCACGAGUUUAAGAAGCCCUUGCUUUAAAAUUCGUUUGAGUAUCUGGGGGUAGGUGUAAAACAAUGAAAACCUUACUUACCACUUAUUCCGAGACAUUUGCUAAUUUCCUCCCAUGCAUUGUCUUUCAUUAUCCGAUCGCUAUAUGAUGGCUUGGUUAUGUCAAAUAAACACUCAUAUUUUGACACGAGUAUUAUUAAUUUUUCAUCAUUCAUCUUUUCGUACAAGUACGCACAACUAUUACGUUCAAAUGUUGCUAUCAAAAUGGCAGUCGGCGCGGCCGCAGCGGGCACGCAAUCGGAGCCCAUCGGCUGCGCGAGCGAGAAAGAGCACGCAAUCGGAGCCGACAGGCUGCGCAAGCGAGAAAGAGCACGCAAUCAGAGCCGAUCGGCUGCGCGAGCGAGAAAGAGCACGCAAUCGGAGCCGACAGGCUGCGCAAGCGAGAAAGAGCACGCAAUCAGAGCCGAUCGGCUGCGCGAGCGAGAAAGAGCACGCAAGCGGAGCCGGUCGGCUCCUUUUAUUACUUCACACGAAGCGCGUUCAGGCAUUUUUAAUGACAAAAAAGGUGCAAAUGCAAAAAUAAACUUUACUACAAUCACUCAAAACACUGUUUCCAACGUGAUAAAAAUCUGCUCUCCUCUCCGAGCCGGUCUGUGUGAACGGACCCUUAUUGUCUUAUAUACGCGAUCGUUUGUAUGUCAGUAUAAUUUAAUGUAUAACAUCUUUAUAUUAUAAUACCUUAGAUUAAGAAUUGGUCUCCGCCUCCUGUUUGAAUAUCAUUUCUUGUACUACAAAAUUUGUAGAAUAUUAAAAAAAUAUUCGUGAUAAAAUCAAGUAAAUCAAUGUAUUUAAGGAGAUUUUAAUAUGUUUCCCAGAAACUUCAUAGAUGCAACGAUCCAGAUUUUAGGAUAUUUUGUAAUAAUUACAUUUUACAUAUUCAGCUUUACCCAAGAGUUGUUUUUGUGAUGUUAUGCUUCAGUUAAGUUUGUUAAGAAUAAUUUUAAGUUUGUAAGAAGUAUGUAUUAAUAUGAUCAGUGAUACAUCCGCAUAAGUUGAUUAAAAAUUUGGUACAAAUU
Leptidea sinapis is the source of this 7484-nucleotide messenger RNA. It is a transcript of the gene Mcm3, whose product is annotated as DNA replication licensing factor Mcm3. Bases 154 to 2550 code for a protein of 798 amino acids. The transcript is spliced from 14 exons. NCBI's taxonomy places the organism in Eukaryota, Metazoa, Arthropoda, Insecta, Lepidoptera, Pieridae. Gene Ontology annotation, molecular function: single-stranded DNA helicase activity; single-stranded DNA binding; ATP hydrolysis activity. Gene Ontology annotation, biological process: double-strand break repair via break-induced replication; DNA replication; mitotic DNA replication initiation. Gene Ontology annotation, cellular component: nucleus; MCM complex. The record is from RefSeq and is a predicted model, not a curated record.